CUGUCGACAUCCAACUACAGUGGACGCCACUUGACACAGACCGCUGAAGCUGAAGAGAUGGGGGCCUACACAGCGAUACUCGUGCUCGGUCUGCUAGGGGCAAUUCAGAGGUCAGUGACAGAAACGAACAUCACCAGCAAUAGUACAGCAGUGGGAGCGAUGGCAAAUGAGAGGUUUCGGCGUCUUAUACCAUACAUGACAUUUUAUUUUGCACAACAAAAUUAUGAUAAUCAGCCUGUAUACCAGGAAUACAGGGAUGCAGCUCAUGUCCUUCCUGUCUCAAACAACAAACUGUCUGCUGUGCCAAAGUAUCAAGGAAACCUUGUUGUACCAGCCUCCUACCUCUUGCGCUACACUCCAAGGAACCCUCCACAACAGAGUCCUGUUGUCUACCCCGUCAUGCAACAAAUGACAAAUGCUAGAAUUAAACAGCUCACUCCUCGUCCAUUUUCUCCAAGUAGCAAUGGAAAUAACAUUAACAAACCUCAAAAUAACUAUGGAUACCUGGAUCCCUUACCAUCACAAUCCUACCAAAUACAACCGAUUCAAGAUUAUGUAAGACCAAACGUACAACAAUCACUGAACACUUAUGACGGUGCCAGAUCAUUAACAGUAUCACAAAUUUUGAACAUACUGCAAGCAAUACGAAAACUACCACAGACAGUAUCACCAAAUAACAGAGAGCAAACAACAGCCCAACUACUUAACAUACUUAAACAAACUAAUCAACUGCCAACUAGUACUCUAAACAGUCUGGCAACAAUUCUCAGUCAGAUUCCAAGAUAUAAUAAAGUUUACCAAUCUCUAGGCUUUCCUGGGGCACACUCUUCUCAAACAGAAGCUCUUAAUGAGAGGCCUAAACUUGUAAUUUAUACAAAUACAAACCAUCCUGCUAUAACUAAAUCCUUUAUUCAGACUUAUGCCAACAAAAAUUAUGAAAGCAGAAUUCCUCAGAUCUCAACACCUGUUAAAGAUUUAACACAAAAUAUUGAAGAGUAUGAUACUUAUGAUGAUGAACCCAAACCACAGCAACUUCAAGCUGUUACUAGGCCCUUACCUUCAAUUCCUAAACAGACUUUUCUUCAAGCAUCUACAAUAGCCCCAGUAAGUUCUAUUGCUCAAAAUAUCAAUGAGCUGCAAAAUUUUGACUAUAGGUCGGAGGUACUGGAUAAUCCUGACAAUGAAAGCAACAGACAACCUGUCACUCAAAUUUCAUCCAAUAACUAUCCUAUUAAAAAGCCCCAAACAUCAACUUCAAUUCCAGACAUUACCCAAAAUGCUGCAGAGUUGCACACAUAUGGAUAUGCAGCAAAAUUACCCCAACUGCUCCCCAAUUACUAUCGUGGUCGCACCACAACGCAGAUAUUUCCAGCUCCUAAUGCUGAAGGAGGCACUCCUGGACAUCCUGGUGUUGAUUAUCCAACCUAUUCACGCAUUCCUGAAACAAGCUUCACUUGCAAGAACCAGAGGUAUAAAGGUUUCUUUGGUGAUCCAGAAACUUCUUGCCAGGUAUGGCAUUACUGUGACCUGAAUGGUGGACAAGCUUCAUUUCUUUGUCCAAAUGGAACUAUAUUCAGUCAAGUUGGUCUCACAUGUGACUGGUGGUUCAAUGUCCGUUGCUCUUCAACGCCUCAACUGUAUGUGUUAAAUGAGAGGUUAUAUAAAUACAUCCUACCAGUUGCACCAAGCUUUCCUGAAGACUUCUCAGGUCCACUUGUGGACCAAUACCUAGCACUGAAAUACAAAGAAUUAGAAAGUAAGAGAAAGAGUAAGGAAAAUUCCAACAAAACUGAACCAGCUAUUCCAAGUCAAAUAUAAGUAAACUCAUAAGAAAAUAUAGUUCCCACAUACAAGUAUAAUAAUUACAGCAUCAGAAAACACUUCAUUAUAUCAUUCACAAGAUAUCAAUAUGGUUAACCCUCCCUGUCCGAGAAUAGGUAACAUUAACGUCAAAUCCCUUACCAAUAUGAGGCUGGAAACUGAAUUUAAACUCGGAAGUAAUGGUAUUCAUAUUAAAAUAAUAAAACACUCAGCCAACUGAACCACAUAUACCUUACGAUAAUGCAAUGCAUGACCAACAAAGGUUAAUCCAGCAGCUGAAUAACUGCCUAUUUAAACACGACACUGAAAAAGCGACAAUUCAUAAAACACAGUUGUUAUUAAGCAUUUUUUACAGCAGCAAAAAGCCACCUUAUGUGGAGGUCAUGUACAUCAUGUCUGCAACUUAGAAUCAGUACCUAAACUACUGGAUAGAUCUUUCUAAAAACUGACACUCGAGGUUGUCACUAAAAGCUGUCAUGCAAUUCCAAUUUUCUGUCAUUCUGAUCCAUAACGAAGGCCAUUUUAUGCAAAAUCAUAAACAACCUUUCUGUUGCAUGUCCUAAACCAUUAAUCAAAUUCUGGUAAAUUCUGACAAGAAAUAUACAUACAAUAAAAAUCAGACAUUCUUAUUUUUAGUCAUGUAGACUGAAUAUAAAGUCAACUUUAUGUAAGGUCUUAAAUUAACUCAUUCAUGAAUACCAUAAAUGGUUAAUUAUAUUUUCAUGAAAUUUUACAUGAGAGAUCUCUCAUUAAUAUUAGUCAGCCGUGUCGAUUUUUAGCCAUACUGACCAAUUACAAUACUUACUUCGCAUAAAGCCACAAAUGGACUUUUACAUGUAUUUUAUAGUGUUUUACAGAUUUUGUUGUAAUUUGAUACUGUGCAUAAUUAUGCUGUUGAAAUAUGAACUGUAUUAAUUUUAGCAAACAUAUUUUAUGUCUUGCUGGAAUGUCAUUUAUAAACCAUCCACAGCUAGGCUUAAUAUCCCACAAACACUAGAAAAUUGUGUAUACUGCAAGUACAUUAUGGAGUACACUCUUUCUAGGCUUGUUCAACUUGGACAGGCUAUUAUGCAGUCUAGAAUCAAAUGCAUUUUAAGACAUAAAGUCUGAUACUAUUGGAUAAGAAAUUUCCAGAGUGAAGAACACAAAAUUCUAAAUGUAUUCUGUGAAGUUCAGUCACACAUACAGAAGAUGUUGGUGAAAUAAAAAACUGUUAUGCAAUAAUAAGUGGCAUCCAGCCAGCAAACUCUUGUUAUGACAGAGGUGUUCAGCUGUUCAGUUCCUUCAGUUCUUUCAUCCAGCCAUCUAACACAAAAUUACAGUCCCUACCUAAAAAAGGACUUCUUUCUGGACUUCAAAAUGUGCAUUAAUAGUCAUUCAAAUGUGCAGUGUGUUUAUUUGUUCCUUGAAAAGCACUGGUAAAUUGAAGGUUUGAUAUGGGAAUUGGUCUCUUCUUUUCACGUUUCUUUUGCUCCGCUGUGAAGAUAUUUAAUUUUAGCUUUUCCUUUUUUUUUGCACUGACUCUUUGUUUUUGUGUUUUUUUUCUCCACAAAUUACUUGUAAUUGCAGCAGAAUUUUACCAGUACCCCCACAAGACACUAAACUUGAAUUAUUCAAAAUGACAGAAUUUAUGAAUUACUAAAUUAUAUUAUCAUAAUGAGGAACACAGUUCAUAUGCUGAACAUGAACAAUGUAGUCCAAAAUGUUCCAUAUCGUAAGACUACAUCAUGGGAGACAAUAUGUUACAAAGCACUCUUUUCAAAAGCCCCAACCAACAGUCAAAAUUUGGUGUUCCAUAUUAGACAUUUGUGAGAUGUUCAAAUGACGUGCAUUUGCAGAGCUACUAGUGAAUAUGGCUGGUCACAGGUGAUCAUGCAGUUGUGCAAGACAUAUUAACCAUGAGCUGCGCAACAGAAGUGUGAUAUUCGUCUGACCUUAUUAAUGGGGACUAUUCUUAUUUGAGUUGAGAACCCGAAAGAUGGUUCAUUUGAACAACCUCCACACAUCUAUGUUAUAGCAGUGUCCUAGUGAAUAUAACUAAAAAUGAAAAAUUAUAGUUUGUGAAAUCAAUCCCCUUCCAUAACAUACUGAUCAGUUAUGAUUCCUGUGUAAACUAAAAAUAAAAAACCCCAAGAAAAGAACAAACAUGUUUAAAAAUCUCUGUGAUGAUACAAAUAUAUCUAGUCACUUCAAACAUGUGCAAUAUCUACAGCCUCACAUGAAGAGCUUGUUAAUAACUUGGAGAAGAUUCUUCUUUCUAAUUUAUAUUUGUACUGAUCAUAGUUUUGUAAUAAAACUGUUUACAAAUGCAUUCAGGUUAUUUAUACCAACCUACAAUUCCUUCACAUGUGGUGUAAUGAAAGUCUAA
Molecule: messenger RNA, 4189 nt
Organism: Cryptotermes secundus
Lineage: Eukaryota; Metazoa; Arthropoda; Insecta; Blattodea; Kalotermitidae
Exons: 3
Coding region: 58-1818 (586 amino acids)
Cellular component (GO): extracellular region
Molecular function (GO): chitin binding
Source: RefSeq, a predicted model, not a curated record